Messenger RNA from Cylindrotheca closterium, 927 nucleotides. The record is from the annotation of a GenBank genome assembly. NCBI's taxonomy places the organism in Eukaryota, Bacillariophyta, Bacillariophyceae, Bacillariales, Bacillariaceae.
AUGCCACUCGGAAUCUAUGGAGAAGGCAUACAAACCCGCAGUUGGACAUUCACCAUCCUUCAGAAUAUUAUGCUACAAUACAUUUUGACAAUUGAUUUGUCGAAACGUCGACUAGUUCGACCGAUGAAAACCCGUAUUCUCAUUUUGACGAUGAUGAAUAAGUUACGAGCUGCGUUUGUAGUAUUGCCUUAUUUGCUGUGCGUCUGUGUCGUUAUCGUCUCUGUUGCAGGUCUUUCAACUGAUUCCAUAGGUUCAUCCAAUACAAUGAGUGUCGCUCAAGGUAGUCGUCGCAUUGUAGGCAAGCUAAAGCCAGAAACCUCCAUGGUUCUUCUCUGUGAUAUUCAAGAGCGCUUUCGCCCAUUGAUUUGGCGUGGAGAGACGGUGAUCAACACCAGUCGAUACACAACAUCGGUAGCCAAAGCAUUGGAUAUUCCCAUUGCCAUUACCCAGCAAUACACAAAGGUUUUUGGAGAUACAGUGACAGAUUGUUUUGCGGAUCCAAAAGACUUAAAGAAUACUCCAGUCUUUGAAAAGAAGAACUUUUCCAUGUGCACCAGUGAAGUGGUGGAGCACAUGAAGAAAUUCCCCAUCGAAUCCGUUCUUCUGCUGGGUAUUGAAGCACAUGUUUGCGUCCAACAAACUUGUCUCGAUCUCUUGGAAGAAGGCACUGAUGUGCACGUUAUUUGCGAUGCAGUCAGCAGUCAACAGCCAUUUGAUAGAGAAAUUGCAUUGCAACGCAUGAGUCGAGCUGGCGCCUAUCUCACUACUGCACAGUCCGCGGCAUUCAUGCUGAUGAAGAGUGCGGACCACCCCAAUUUCAAAACUGUCAGUAAGCUGACUGUCAACCAUAUGAAACUUCCCAAUGAGUUCAAUGAAGCCCUGCAGGCAGACGAUGGUUCCAAGAAAAGGACCCGAACCGAAGAGUAG